AUUUAUGAUUUUCAAAUAAUUUUUUAAAAAGAAAUAUGAAGAGUUUGAAGUAUUCGUUAAAGCUUUUUCGACGGUAACGAGUAACAUCUGUUUUACGAAGCGGGAGUUAUUUUCGUUCGAUUCCAUUAUUCGUAAUCGUUAUUACGCAAAUACUUUGUCAAGCACAGCUUUCAUAUCGAAGCUGUUUAUUUUAAUCGACCUUUAAAAACAUAUUCACUUAACACACCGCGGAUGAAACAUAAACUUGUUUAGCAAAACUUUGGUUUGCGAUCGAUGAAAUCGAGAAGCGGAUAAAUAUUCCGGAAGGCAAGGACAAACGUAAGAAAUCAAGAUCCAUUGAUCUAGUAUUUGAUACGUUUAAACCGUAUCGUUGCCUGAUUACGUAUUUUAAUACGCAGCAACAAUUUUAAUUCUUCCUUUGCUUUUGAACUGAAUCUCUCUGUACUUUCUCGAUUUUGAAUCGAAUCGAAUCGCGCGAAAAAAAGAAAUCAAUGCGCAAACGCAAUUAAUCGUAGGCUCAUUGAAACAACCGACGGUCUAACGUGUUAAUCUCGAAGCGGUAUGCAUCGAGAACGGUGCUGCAGUAUGGAAUCGAGAGAAAGGUGGAAACGGGUAUCGUAAGGGCAUUGAAAACGGGUACGAACAAAUUCCUUUUCUUGCGAGUACUGUUGGGAGAAAUGCACGACUGGCGAGAGAGAGGUAGCUUGGUAUCGCCCAAUGAGAUUCGUCGGGGGGCAUUCUUGCUCGAAGCUUCCUCGUGAGAAACAAGGGGGAGAGGGAGAUACACGACUGGUUUCGAAAAUCGGCUUUCGUCCACUCGCACGAAUAUCGCUCAGUAGCUUUCAAACACGACCGUGACACGGAACGAUUCGGUCGUUCUCUUUCCUCUCACGUCCGUUCGAUUCGAACCUGUGUCAAUAUACGAACGUAAACGUAAACGUCUCUUUAAAAAAAAAAAAAAAGAAAGAAAAAAAAACAAGUGUUCAAAUAGCGCCGACGAAGAUCUAGAAAGAUUCGCCAUGAAUAAAAAGUGGUACCAGGGCCUGAACGGACGAUUAGCAUUCGCCAUCGCGGCUGCUGCACUUGGAUCAUCGUUUCAACAUGGGUACAACACUGGUGUCGUCAAUGCACCUCAGCAGCUUAUCGAGGAUUGGAUCAGUAACCUGAAAAUGAAUCGUACCGGUGAACCAACGAAACAAUCCGAGGUGACGAUGAUAUGGUCGAUAGCUGUGUCGAUAUUCUGCGUGGGUGGUAUGAUAGGCGGUUCGCUGGUGGGCACGGUAGCCGAUCGUUUCGGCAGGAAGGGUGGUUUACUGUUGAACAACAUCCUGGUACUCCUCACGGUCAUCUUCGAGGGUUGCGCAAAGACAGCGAAGAGCUACGAGAUGAUAAUCAUUGGAAGAUUUCUAAUCGGUAUUAACGCUGGUUUGAACGCUGGUCUAGCGCCCAUGUAUCUAGCUGAAAUAUCACCUAUUCAUCUACGAGGAGCUGUUGGGACCGUCUAUCAACUAGUCAUCACUAUUUCUAUUCUGGUAUCACAGAUUCUCGGGCUAGAACAAAUAUUAGGCACGGCUGAUCAAUGGCCGCUUCUUUUAUGUUUGACGAUCGUUCCUGCGAUCUUCCAAGUAUUUACACUUCCGAUGUGCCCUGAGAGUCCGAAGUACUUGUUGCUCGGUAGAGGAAAGGACAUGGAGGCGCAAAGAGCUUUGUCCUGGCUACGUGGCACGCUCGAAGUUCACGAUGAAAUGGAGGAAAUGAGGGCGGAAUACGAAUCAGUGAAACUUGUGCCAAAGGUCACGCUGAAAGAACUGUUUGUAAAUCCUGCUCUUAGGAUUCCAUUGAUGAUCGCGAUUAUGAUUAUGUUUGCGCAACAACUGUCCGGCAUAAAUGCCGUAAUGUUCUUCUCGACGAAGAUAUUCAUGAUGGCACAGUUGGAUAAAAAUGCGGCUCAAAAUGCGACCAUGGGAGUCGGAGCGAUGAACGUUGUCAUGACUUUUAUUUCUUUGAUACUCGUUGAAAGGGCUGGAAGGAAAACGUUGCUUCUUAUUGGAUUUGGCGGAAUGUUCAUCGAUACCGCUUUGCUUGCUAUUUGUCUUGUUUUUGCAGAGACAUCUAGUACAGCAGCCUACUUCUCAAUCGUCUUGGUGAUCAUGUUCGUAGUCCUAUUUGCGACUGGACCAGGAAGUAUUCCUUGGUUCUUGGUAUCCGAAUUGUUUAAUCAAUCCGCGAGACCGGCAGCGACGUCCGUUGCUAUCGCAGUAAAUUGGACGGCGAACUUCAUCGUCAGCAUAGGAUUUCUUCCGCUGCAGGAAGCGUUAGGUGCUUACGUAUUCAUUAUGUUCGCCGUGAUACAAGCAUUCUUCGUCUUCUUCAUCUACAAGAAGGUGCCAGAGACGAAGAACAAGACGAUGGAGGAAAUUAGUAGCAUGUUCCGACAAAUAUCGUACCAGUAAGAACACGUAUAUUAUUACGGCGCUUAAGAAAUUCAUAACAGAAAAAGAUGAAAUCAACUGUUUUUAAAAGGAACGUUUUCAGAGACGAAUGAAUCGAACGUAGAUGUAAAUCUCUUUAAAGAAAUCGCGACUUGACUAUGAUGAAAGCGAAUCUCUUCUAAUUAUCAUUGCAAAGUUUUAACAAAGAUGAAAUUUCCUAGAUGGAACAAUUAGUUGAAUAAUUUUGUAUUUUAACUGUCUGACGAAUUAAAUGAAUAUAAGAGCUUUUUAUUUGUAGUCUACGCGUACGUUACACGCUGUCAAGUUGCGCAUACUUUUUGGAGAAAGUUUGAUUUUUAAUUGAACGUAAAACUUAGUUCCUAUUACUACCGGCACAGUAAACUUAUCGCGACAAACGAAAAGCAUAAUCAGAUUAUAACGAAUAUGAGACUCAAUUUUACGACUUUUACCGUUCGUUUAGUGCAACAAAUUAUCAAGUUUCUUUACAACUCUUUAUCCGGUUUUGUAGACACUUUGAAGUUCGACCGAGAAUCAUAGUAUUAUAACAUACUCGAGAUAUUUUUAGUUUUAGGAAAACGAACAGGGCUCAAUUUUAAACGGAUGAAUAUUGUGUUUGUCAAAUUACAUAUUUUUCGAGAUGAGAAUAGAAAAACCGAUUAUGUGAAAUUAUUGAUAAGAAGAGAGAGACUAAAGAUGACAAAAUAUUGUAACUUACAGUUCCUUAAUACUUAAUCGAGGGAAUUAAUUAAUAAUUAUUUGUUUUUACAUUUAUUAUGACGUUACUGCGUUUAAAAAAAAGAGUUAAGAAACGAUAUUAUUUCAUCGUGAUGAUAGUAAACACUAUUACUCUAGUCAUAAGAAUACAAUAUUUUUUGCAUUGAAUUAAGAUACGAGAAAUUACCAAGUGACGUACUUUCGUUCGAAAAAAAAAGAAAAGAGAAAAAAAAACGAAAAAAUGAUUAAUAGAAGCUCAAUUUUAUGAUAAAUCGCGCUUGUUUAGUUUUCUGUCUUUAAAUUCUAUCUGUUUGAAACGCCUGAUGUAGCGUAUUAUUAUUGGAACUCGUGAGAUUCAUUCUAGGAUAAAUUUUGCUAUUAGACAUCUUUUAAAAAUUUCGUUUGUGUAAAUGUUAAUGUUUAUAUAAACGUUUACGGUGUUAUAUACAGAAUGCGAAAAAUUUCAUUGAAACGAGUAAAGUAUAAAGGUACUGUAACAAUUGUAAAUAGAAAUACACGACGUAGGAUAGCAUUGUAUAGUUGUAGAAGAGAACCAUAUUUAUAUAUUGCAUGUAAUUAGUUAAUUUUUAAAUACUAUGUACCAUUGUUGUUAUAUUUAUUAGAUAUUUAAUGAACAUAAUGUAAACGGUAACCAAAAAAUUAACGUUUAGGAUAGAAAAAAGCAUAGGCAACGUUCCGCCUUAAAUCAUUGAUUGACUGUACAAGUUUUUAUUUAUCGCGUGCAUCUUUGAAUCCGAAUAAUACUCAAAUAUAGCUAUAUUCUUGAUACUUUAAACAGAGAACGCGUGUUUCUACGGUGUGCCCGAUAAAAAUGACAAAACAAAAAGACAUGCUUUUCAUAAUCGUUAAUGAUUUUUUAAAAUAUCGAACACGCUCAAACGCGUAAAAAUCUACUUAUAAGUAGAACUAAAACUAAAGAAAUUGUAAGAUGUAAGUCUAGAUUAUAUAAUGUUAGACUUGUGUCUAAUUCCAAUAUAGUAAUUAGGAGAAUAGUUCAACUUAUGAAGGAAUUUUUACGCGAUACAAUGUACUUGGAAAUAACGACAUCCCGUUUUGAUCAUGUUUUCUUAUUUUUAAGAAAUAUUUAUUAAAUUAUGCGAAUCAACUGAAUUGCAUAAUAUAGUAUUCUAAAACAAAUGAUCAUAUCAGUAAAUAAAAUACAAAUUGAGAGAGGCAUGAUGAAAAGGGAGCAAUGAUUUAUAAUAUAUUCGAUUCAUUUUAUAAAUGAUUAAGUUAACUCGUAAUUGCGAGGCACACCGAUGUAAUAUCUAUUGCAAAAUAAUGCGGAAUAGAUGUAAUAGUAACGCACCUACAGAAAUGAAUAAUUAUUUUUGUUUACCAAAUUUACUUUGUUCAGUCUGUAAAUAUCGUUUCAAUCAGUUUAAAUUUCAAUCUCGAUUCUUUCUCAUCGAUUAUUAUUGUUGUAAGCUCUUUGCGGUACAAUUUAUAGCAUUUAGCGUUAGUUUCUUCUUUUAUACGAAAGAUCUAUAACAAUUCUUUAGCUUUGCCGAAGAAUUGAUUAUACAUAUCUAUAAGACGUAGCGGAAUAAUUUUAAAAAUUCGCGCGCAAACUGUCAUCGUGCGCUGUCGUUUUUAUUAGUUACACGUUAGCGAUUCAUCAUUCACAUCAUUACGAUUAUUUAAAACAUUUUUGCAUAGUACACCGGCUCUCACAGUUUAUCAUAAAACAUUCUGGAAGUGUGUAACGCAUAAUAGACUGUGACUUUUGAUGCCAAUAUACCAAUCGAUGUAAUUAAAACCCUGUGUAUUAUUGAUUAUGGAAUACGAUGGGUAUCAAUCAUUUAAUUCAUGUAUCAUCAAAUAAAUAAAGAUUUUCAUUAAUCUCGAA
This is a messenger RNA of Osmia bicornis bicornis, 5037 nucleotides long. RefSeq names its product solute carrier family 2, facilitated glucose transporter member 1-like. The transcript has 5 exons. Gene Ontology annotation, molecular function: hexose transmembrane transporter activity. NCBI's taxonomy places the organism in Eukaryota, Metazoa, Arthropoda, Insecta, Hymenoptera, Megachilidae. Gene Ontology annotation, cellular component: membrane. The record is from RefSeq and is a predicted model, not a curated record. Gene Ontology annotation, biological process: monosaccharide transmembrane transport. Bases 1020 to 2453 code for a protein of 477 amino acids.